CCGCAUCACCAGAUUCCACGUCCCCGAGUUUGUUUACUUCCUGGUGUCAGUGCUAGGGACGUGUGUCCGUGUGAUAAGGGGCUCUCACCGCACACAGGGACCCUCACCCCCUCCUCUGUGUGCCCUGGCUGCUUGUGUACCCGAGGGGCACCGUGUGAGCUCAUUAUGGCCAGCUCUGCUGGGGACGGCAGGAACCUCACAGCAGCCGAAUGGGGAGGGUUUGAUGACAACAUGCAGAGUGGGGCAGGAUCUGCCGUGAUUGACAUGGAGAACAUGGACGAUACUUCUGGCUCCAGCUUUGAAGAUAUGGGAGAGAUUCACCAGCGUCUGAAAGAGGAUGAAGAAGAGGGGGAAGGUGCCACAGAAGAAGGUGAUGAAGAGGGGGCCUUUCUUGGAAUGAAGGGCGUUAAGGGACAGCUGGGCCGGCAAGUGGCUGAUGAGAUGUGGCAGGCUGGUAAGAGACAGGCAUCCAAAGCAUUUAACCUGUACGCUAACAUAGACAUCCUGCGGCCAUACUUUGAUGUGGAGCCCAUACAAGUGCGAAGUAGACUCCUGGAGUCCAUGAUACCUGUGAGGAUGAUCAACUUCCCCCAGAAGAUCGCAGGAGAGCUGUACGGACCACUCAUGCUGGUCUUCACCAUGGUGGCCAUCCUGCUGCAUGGGAUGAAAUCCUCAGGAACAGUCAUUAGAGAAGGCACUCUCAUGGGCACCGCUAUUGGCACAUGUUUUGGGUACUGGCUGGGAGUUUCUUCUUUCAUAUAUUUUUUGGCGUAUUUGUGCAACUCUCAGAUCACAAUGUUACAGACUCUGUCGCUGCUGGGUUAUGGACUUUUUGGACAUUGUGUUGUUCUCUUUAUCACAUAUAACAUCCACUUCCACUCGCUUUUUUAUAUCUUCUGGCUGUGCAUCGGGGGUCUCUCUACACUAAGAAUGGUGGCUGUGUUACUGUCACGCACGGUAGGACACACUCAGAGGCUCAUCCUGUGUGGUGCUGUUACUGCGCUGCACAUGCUGUUUCUGCUUUAUCUGCACUUUGCUUAUCACAAGGUGGUGGAAGGUAUCUUGGACACAUUGGAUGGACCAAAUGUGCAUCCUCCUUUCCAGCGAGUGGCACGUGAUUUAUCGCUUGGCACUAACUUGGUCAUCAAUACCACCCUCCGGGUCCUGUCUGUACAGUCUCACUGACCAUGCCACUGAUGUGCAACAACCCUGAGUUCCUGGUGGUCUUUGCUUACCCCUUGUUAGAUAAUGCUCACAAUGCAGACUAAGUGGAAAGUUCAUUUUAUAGGCAUUAGCAAGUGGUGAAUCACCAUCUUAAACAGCAUAGUUAAUUUACACAUCAGUCCUAGAGAGGUCAACACUGUAUUUUUUUGUCCCUCUGUCCAGGGAAGAGAUUAAAUACUUAUGUUUCUUAAACUGUAUAUGAGACUUUUAAAAAUAUUCAUUAUUACUUUAGUGAGAAUAAAUUGGGAGCCAGUCCUAGCAUUGUUUUGUCUGUGUGUAUGGCUGCUACAGCUGUGUGGCUACAAGUAAUGGGACACUCUGUGUCAUCACAGGAAGCCCAUCAUCAUGAUAUGGACUACAGACAUAAGAUCUUGCAAGGCCUGAAACAAAACUGCUAUAUAUUCUGGUAUCCAGCGGUGGCUCACAGGUCCUAUGGUCACUUUUUUUUUUUUUUUUUUUUUUAACCUCCAAAAUAAAUUUUGGAUUAAAGACA
Bombina bombina (fire-bellied toad) is the source of this 1717-nucleotide messenger RNA. It is a transcript of the gene YIPF3, whose product is annotated as Yip1 domain family member 3. NCBI's taxonomy places the organism in Eukaryota, Metazoa, Chordata, Amphibia, Anura, Bombinatoridae. Gene Ontology annotation, cellular component: Golgi apparatus. The record is from RefSeq and is a predicted model, not a curated record. The transcript has 9 exons. Bases 166 to 1185 code for a protein of 339 amino acids.